GAUUAGGUGAGUUUUGGGCUUUGAUAUAAUAAUAAUAAUGCGUUCAAAGUGUAGCCCAAUCACUAGAAUUGAAUUUGAAACACCCCAUGUGGAUUCAUUGGUUAUUUAAUUAAAAUUGCAGAUACACAAAAAACGGCGUUCGAACCCCCCAUUACCCCCCCCCCCCCCUUCCCACUACUUCUCUCUUGGCGACUCUAAAUCUGUACCACACCACGCUCGUUUUUAUAUUUAUUUUUGGACCUUAAUUCCACAUACUCCUUUAACUCCUUUCCUUCUUUCUUUCUCUCUUUUUCAUCUUCUUUUUUUUUUUAUAUAUAUAUUUUCCACUUAAAAUGCCACCUAACACGGCAUCAGAUAUAUUGUCAGAAUCAACACGCCCUUUGAUAACACAAGACAAGUUUCAGGAACUUAUAAAGGGAGGUGACAAAGUAUUCAUAUACGAGUCAAAGGUAUACAAGGUCAACAACUUUAUUGAAAAGCAUCCUGGUGGAUCAGCAGCUAUCGCAAGUGCUCUUGGUAGGGAUGUCACUGAUGAGAUUCGUUCCAUGCAUCCCCCAAAGGUUUAUGAAAAGAUGAUCAACUUGUAUUAUUUGGGUGACUAUAUGCCAGAUAUCUCUACGCGAAAGUUGGCGACCAAGCCAAAAAAGACACAACAAAAAACUGAACAACCAGUGCUUGAAUUGUCUUGGGAAGGAGGAAUGAGCGUAAAAGCAUACGACGAUGCCAUUGAAGAUUUACAUAAACAUCACGCAAAAGAUCUUGUCGAAGACUCUAAAGCUCAGCAGGACCUGGACAAUAUGAAAAUUAGAGAAGCAUAUCGCUCGUUGGAACAAGAAAUACACUCGCGCGGAUUAUUUGAAUGUAAUUAUUAUAAAUAUGCUAAAGAAGGUUGCCGAUAUACUACUUUACUCUUUUUGUCCCUGUGGUUCACUUUACACGGUACUCAAACAUGGCAUUAUAUGGCUGGUGCCGCUUUUAUGGCGGCUUUCUGGCAUCAACUAGUGUUUACUGCUCAUGAUGCUGGUCAUAAUGGUAUUACGGGUAAAGUGGAAAUUGAUCAUAUCAUCGGUGUCAUCAUUGCGGAUUUUAUUGGUGGUCUCAGUAUCGGAUGGUGGAAACAUAGUCAUAAUGUUCAUCAUAUUGUAACAAAUCACCCUGAACACGAUCCCGAUAUUCAACAUUUACCCUUUUUCGCCAUCACAAACAAAUUCUUCAACAACCUUUACUCAACAUAUCACAAGCGCGUUCUUCCGUUUGAUGCCGCUGCAAGAUUCUUUGUUAGUUACCAACAUUAUUUAUAUUAUCUCGUAUUAUCAUUUGGUAGAUUCAAUUUGCAUCGGUUGUCUUUUGUGUAUCUUUUGACCGAAAAAAAUGUUCGUAACAGAAAACUGGAACUAUCUGGUAUCACCGUCUUCUUUAUCUGGUUUGGUACCUUAUUAUCGUACCUUCCCACUUGGAAAAUCCGUGUGGCCUAUAUUUUUGUUUCAUAUAUGCUUACAUUCCCCCUUCAUGUACAAAUUACUCUAUCUCACUUUGGUAUGUCUACCGAAGACAAAGGUCCCAAUGAAUCUUUCCCUGCCAAAAUGUUGCGUACAACCAUGGACGUUGAUUGUCCAGAAUGGCUGGAUUGGUUCCACGGUGGUCUUCAAUACCAAGCCGUUCAUCAUUUAUUCCCCAGAAUCCCACGACACAACCUUCGCGAAUGUGUGCCUCUUGUUCGCCAGUUCUGUAAAGACGUCGGCCUUCAUUAUUACAUGUACAAUUUCUCAACCGGUAACGGCGUUGUUCUUGGUGGUCUCAAAUCUGUCGCUGACCAAGUUACCUUCAUGAAAGAAGUGGCGAAAAACAAUGCCGAAAUAUGGUCUGGCGAGAAACAUCAUACUCAUUAGUACUCUAUAUGCACUCACAUACACAAUAAAAAAAAAAUCCCUGUAUUAUAUUUUUCUUAAAAAAAAAC
This is a messenger RNA of Mucor mucedo, 1957 nucleotides long. RefSeq names its product delta-6 fatty acid desaturase. The transcript has 2 exons. Bases 333 to 1889 code for a protein of 518 amino acids. The record is from RefSeq and is a predicted model, not a curated record. Gene Ontology annotation, biological process: lipid metabolic process. NCBI's taxonomy places the organism in Eukaryota, Fungi, Mucoromycota, Mucoromycetes, Mucorales, Mucoraceae. Gene Ontology annotation, cellular component: membrane. Gene Ontology annotation, molecular function: heme binding; oxidoreductase activity, acting on paired donors, with oxidation of a pair of donors resulting in the reduction of molecular oxygen to two molecules of water.